AUGCUUUUCACUGCAGUGCCUUACAAGGCUGUUUUCAUAAGAGCAAGCUGUGUAGACAGGCAGUACACUUGUUUGCCCACUGAUGAUGAGUGGAAAUUUGCUGAGGAUGUUGUGGAGAGGCUUAGAUUGUUCAAUGACAUUACUGCACUAUUUUCUAGAAUUGAUUAUGUCACUGCUAAUGUCUACUUCACUAGAAUUGCUAAGAUUAGAAAUCAGAUUAGGCUGUGGUCAUCAUGUGGUAAUCCGCUGGUAGAAGCAAUGUCAGCUAAUAUGGUAGCUAAAUUUGACAAGUAUUGGACUGACAUUCAAGGGCUCAUGGGCAUUGCAACUAUUCUUGACCCUCGAUUCAAAACCGCAGUCCUACUAAUCUGUUAUGAGGACUUACUUGAUGUGUCCGGUAGAGAAUGUGAAGAUAGAGUUGCUGAUGUGAAGAACUUGCUAACUGAUUUGAUGAAUGAGAACCAUGUAGCUGAGAAUAUUGAGAACAAUGAGUCACUGGCACCAUCAAUUGGAAACAGUGAUAACUUCUUAUCUGACAUUAGUGCUCGUAUUGCAAGUAGAAGGCCAACAAGCAUGGGGUUCAAAUCUGAGCUAGACUGGUACUUGGAUGAAGAAAUGGUGAACAUGCAAACAAAAAACUUCAAUGUUUUAGAUUGGUGGAAGGUAGCUGGAACUCAAUUUCCUACUUUAAGAAGGAUUGCAAGAGACAUAUAUGCUAUCCCUGUUACCACUGUUGCUUCAGAAGCUGCUUUCAGCACUAGUGGUAGAGUUCUUAUUGAUGACAAAACUAAACAGCCUGCCACCUUUUGGUCUUGUCUCCAAGACAUACAAGAGGGCCUCCAGGAACUUGCACUUUGA
Messenger RNA from Panicum hallii, 858 nucleotides. RefSeq names its product zinc finger BED domain-containing protein RICESLEEPER 1-like. Gene Ontology annotation, molecular function: protein dimerization activity; DNA binding. NCBI's taxonomy places the organism in Eukaryota, Viridiplantae, Streptophyta, Magnoliopsida, Poales, Poaceae. Bases 1 to 858 code for a protein of 285 amino acids. The transcript is spliced from 3 exons. The record is from RefSeq and is a predicted model, not a curated record.